This is a messenger RNA of Amphimedon queenslandica, 738 nucleotides long. RefSeq lists its product as uncharacterized. The annotation marks the transcript as partial. The transcript is spliced from 2 exons. NCBI's taxonomy places the organism in Eukaryota, Metazoa, Porifera, Demospongiae, Haplosclerida, Niphatidae. The record is from RefSeq and is a predicted model, not a curated record.
AUGACUUUUGACAUUGAGUUUGAGUCUGCCGCAGAGAAAGGUGCCUUUAGUCAUCAUUUAGAAGAUUUUCAAUCCUUGCUAUUUAAGAACAAGCUAGAUAGCUUUGGUUGGAUUUUAUCUGGGCCGGUAAUUAGGAAAGGUGUUGAGCCUCAUACUACAUUAGUCACGCAUGUGUUAAGGGCAGAUGGUAUAUGUAGUGCCAGAUCUCUAGAUAAGGAGCUACACUCUUUUUGGAAUAUAGAGUCUAUGGGUAUUGUGGAAAGUGAAGACAUAGUUCAGAAUCAGUUUCAUGAUAAUGUUUCAUUUGAAAAUGGUAGAUAUACAGUUUCUUUGCCUUGGAAGGAGUCAGGAUUGUCUUUGCCUGACAACUAUCAGAUUAGUCUAAGAAGAUUAAAGAGCUUGUACAAGAGAUUGAAAAGGUCACCAGAGUUGCUUGAGAAAUAUGAUUCUAUAAUUAGAGAGCAAUUAGCCUUAGGGAUUAUUGAGCCUGCAGAUGAAAGUAGUACCUUUAGUAGAAUUCAUUAUCUGCCUCACCACGCAGUAGUGAGACAGGACAAAUCUACAACUAAACUAAGGAUAGUUUAUGACGCUUCAGCGAAAGAAGAUGGUCCUUCACUUAAUGAUUGUCUGUAUACAGGACCACCCUUGCAUAAGAAAAUCUUUGAUUUGCUUUUGAGAUUUAGAACACAGCCUGUAGCGCUUAUAGCAGAUAUUGAGAAGGCGUUCUUGAUGAUUAAG